Messenger RNA from Rubroshorea leprosula, 1114 nucleotides. NCBI's taxonomy places the organism in Eukaryota, Viridiplantae, Streptophyta, Magnoliopsida, Malvales, Dipterocarpaceae. The record is from the annotation of a GenBank genome assembly.
CAGCUCCCAUUCAAAUCUCUCUUUUCACCGCAUCUUCCCCUUCUCUUCUAAGUUUUCGUUUGCGUCUCCAAAAACUCAAUCAAUUGAUUCUUAGACACAAGAAACAGAAAUGGUGGAAUCAGAGCCAAUAUAUGAGCAAUUACGCAAGAGGAGACUGGAAGAGAACAAGAAGAGAAUGGAAGAGCUGAAUCUCAAUAAGCUCGCCCAGGCUUUUCAUCAAUCCUCCCCGAAGUCAUCUCCGGCUAAGCAGGUCAAGCCGCGGGGACCUCGGCAGCCGGUGGACUUGACGCCGGUGAGACGGUCUAGCCGUGUUGCAGACAAGCCCAAACCGAACUACAAGGACUCAGCAUUGGAACCUUCGGAGAGGCCUAGAAGGAGCUACCAACGAAGAGAUCUAUUGAACCGGGUUUAUGCUUCAGAUGAAGUAAGAACCUGGGCAAUUGAAAGAGCAGAACAGCUUCAGUCAACUUUAGAUCAAGAUGCCCCAAGUUUUGUGAAGCCUAUGUUUCAAUCGCAUGUUUCUGGGGGGUUUUGGCUAGGUUUGCCUGUCCAGUUUUGCAAGACACACCUUCCCCAGCAUGAUGAAAUUAUGGCUUUGGUGGAUGAGGCAGGAGAAGAGUUUCCAACAAAAUAUCUUGCUGAUAAAACUGGCCUGAGUGGUGGGUGGCGAGGAUUUUCUCUUUAUCAUGAACUAGUAGAUGGGGAUGCAUUAGUAUUCCAUCUUGUUAAGCCCACAGAAUUUAAGGUAUACAUUAUUAGGGCAUAUGAGGCAGAAGACAAUGAAGAUAAUGUCGAAAAUGAAAAUGAUGACAAGGGUUCAGAAGUCACAAAGUUGGACAAGAGUGCAAAACGUACCCGAGCAAGCCGAAAGUAGUUUUCGACGAUUGCAAGUUCAUGUCCUUGAUUCACAGAAGCAAUAGCAUGGGACCGUCUUUUGUCUUUCUUUUUGGAUCCUGGGCUGUAACUUGUUCACUUUGGAUAUGGAAUUACUCUUGGCUUAACUGGAACUGGAAGGACAUCGUCACCACUCAAUAUACACUGUUUGGUCCAAUUUCUUAAAAAGUCUGUUGUGGUCUUGGAGAAACUAAAGUUGAACUAAAUGUAGGUUUUCUUU